AUGUCGGACCUCACUACAGUUUACACUAAGGAUGCUGCUUUCCCAGCAGGACCUUACUCCCAGGCUAUCAAGACUUCAUCUACUGUAUACUGCUCCGGACAAAUCCCCUGCACACCCGAAGGCGAAAUCCUCACUCUCGAGACCUCCAGCAUUUCUGCCAUGACCGAACUCUGCAUCAAGAACCUAUCUGCCGUUCUCAAAGAAGCUGGAAGCAGCAUCGAGAAGGUUGUAAAGGUCAAUGUGUUCCUGACAACCAUGGAUAAUUUUGCGGAGAUGAAUGGAGUUUACGAAAAGCUCUUUAAGCACAAGCCUGCUAGAAGUUGCGUUGCCGUAUACCAAUUGCCAAAGGGAGUUCCGGUCGAGAUCGAAUGUAUUGCUUUGGCUUAA
Messenger RNA from Sclerotinia borealis F-4128, 387 nucleotides. The record is from the annotation of a GenBank genome assembly. NCBI's taxonomy places the organism in Eukaryota, Fungi, Ascomycota, Leotiomycetes, Helotiales, Sclerotiniaceae.